AUGAGUGAGUUUCCUCAUAACCACCGUUUGACUCAUUUUGAGACACAAAGCAAACCAGGACGCACCAACAACAUGGCGAGUACCAGCAUAGAAGACAGGGUUCGUUUGUCGGAAGAGUAUUCGGAGCAACUUCUUCCAAAUACAGUAACUCACUUGAUUGAGUUAGCGUUUGGAGUAUUUGGUAAUACCAUUGUCCUAGUGAUGUAUUCCAGGUAUAUCGCCGACAAAAGCGGGACAAGGUACUUCAUCCCUAUCCUCGCCCUGGUGGACCUCAUAGGAUGUCUUUCCAACGUGACCCAAUUCCACCUGGACAACACCAUGCGAUUCGUCUACCCAAGCAUCCACCUGUGCAAAACCACUUCGUUUCUUAUGAUAAUGUCCGGCGGAUUUUCCGCCCACUUGAUUUUAACAAUCGCCCUUCAGAGGUACCUCAUGAUUUGCCGUCCGUUUGGUCAGCAGCUGACACUAUGGUACUGCAGAUUAGCUGUUGGGAUCAUAUUUCUUUUCUCAUCUGGAUAUGCAGCUCCUGUCUUGAAAUUUGGAGGACUUUAUCAAACAACAGAAAAACUAAAUACAGGAAAUGAAACUCGGAACAUCUCAGUGUCCAUUUGUCAUUUCGACGACGGUUCGCAUGGAUCUGGUGUGAUGGUUCCCUACUUCGGAACGUUGCUGCUUAUCUCGUUUAUUAACAUUAUCGUAACAUCCGGUUUAUAUAUCCCCGUGACCAAAACGAUCUAUCGAACACUCUCACCGUUCAAUGGACCCAGCUACAGAGCGAGUCGCGUUGUGGAUGGAGACACCCGAGUUACCUCCAGGGACACGCAAAGCUCAAGUGUCGAAAAGAUAAUCAUGUCGGAAAUUCCUCGACAAGGGUCAAGUUCGCGACCAAGCUGCAGCAGCGAGCGUUCACUCCCGGCCACUCCCGAAACAAGUCGUGAACAGAAGGCGCGCAAAAAAAUCAGCGUCAUGUUCAUGGUGAUAAUAAUUGUCUACGUAGUUUCGUAUCUGACGUCAUUAGUCACCCAAAUUCACAGCUUUGCGACCAGGAUUCACGUUACAGGGUACCGCCUUAACAUCUAUUUCUUCUGCCUCCGCUUCAACCUGCUAAACCAUAUCGCUAAUCCGUACAUCUACUGGUUCUACGACACCAAGUUCCGGAAAGAACUCCGGAAGUUCUGUUGUGGAACAAACCGAAAGUACUCAAUGCAAGCAAGGAGAGGGCAUUAUUUGGUAAACAAUAAUUAGAAAACGACAUAAAAUUAUAAAAAAAAAUCAAAACAGGAAAGGGGAAAGAAAAAUACGGUGUUGAAAUUAGUGCUGGUCUUUAAGAUAUUACCAAGAAUACCAAAUGAAUGACAGUGCAUAGCGAUGACAUUAUCUUGACAUAUGUCAGGGGGGAAAACGUGGCUGGUAUAUAUUAAUUGUGCUGAUUUUAUUUUUAAAAGUUGUUGACUGUGCUUUUAUGAUUUAUAGCUAUUGACAAUAAUCUCACUAUCAGGGUAGUUUAUGACUUGAUAAAUUCAAAAUUAUAUUCUAAGGCGCUAAAUGUUCACUGCCUUUGUGAUAAGAAAAAUGACUCUCACAGAUAAAAAUGGCGAUCAUAUGUAUCAUUCCUUUGUAUAAUUGUACAUGUAUAAAGAAUCGUUUGAAAACUGUUGCUACAAAUGUUACGCUAUCUGAAAUAGUAGGUGUUUUGUUUGAAUUUCAGAUUGCUAGUUAUCGUCGAUUUCAUUUUUAGUAACAAUCAUGUUUGAAGCAGGAUAUAAUAUUAGGGGGCAAGGAGAUUGCGGACUGUAACUCUUCAAAUUUUACAUGACAAGUUUAUUAUUUUAACAGAAUAUUAACAAAAUGUAUAACAAAACUUUGUUUUGAGUCUUUUAUUUUUUGGAAUAAACGUAUUAUAUGUUGCAGCUGAUUCAGUUAUAACAACAGGUUGCUAAUGGAAAUGCAAGGCGCUUUGUCAAAUUCUAGACUUCAAUUCAAAUAUAAAAUCAGUGUUUGAAUAAUAAUUUUCUUUGUGAUAACAUGGCAUCUAGAAAAUUUUUAAUACA
Molecule: messenger RNA, 2051 nt
Organism: Magallana angulata
Lineage: Eukaryota; Metazoa; Mollusca; Bivalvia; Ostreida; Ostreidae
Product: cholecystokinin receptor type A-like
Exons: 1
Coding region: 1-1245 (414 amino acids)
Biological process (GO): neuropeptide signaling pathway
Cellular component (GO): membrane
Molecular function (GO): neuropeptide receptor activity
Source: RefSeq, a predicted model, not a curated record